Molecule: messenger RNA, 555 nt
Organism: Metarhizium brunneum ARSEF 3297
Lineage: Eukaryota; Fungi; Ascomycota; Sordariomycetes; Hypocreales; Clavicipitaceae
Source: RefSeq, a predicted model, not a curated record
AUGUUCAACAUUCUCACAUCUCUGCUCUUGGCCGGCACGGCCCUGGCAGCCCCGUCAACCCUAGACCUUCGCGCGGAAGAAACAUGCACCGAUAAGUCGAUCAAGACCACACAAUGGACUGUCGGCGACUUUGACUUCCAUGCUUCUUACAUCUUUACCACCCCUGCCCAUCAGAACUCCUGGGGCUACGUCAACUUCACUCUGGAGAACCCCAACGUUGCAUUCAAGCCCCAGUGCUCGGCCGCCUCCAACCAGCUGAAUGAUUUCUUCUAUGGCAACCUCAUCUAUAAUUGCGUCCAGCCCGAAUCCGGAGACCCUGCUACCUUCACCUUCUCGUGGCCCGAGAAGGAGCUCAAGGUCAACCAGACAUGGGCGUGUCCUGAAGAGGGCAGCCGCUUCUGGGCUCAGGGCGGUUCCAAGCUCGACUUGACCUGCACUGAUGAAACCUGGCAGAACGAUAACUGGACGAUUGGCCAGAUCUAUUCUUCUCGCACCAUCAGCUGCAACCACAUUAAUGCCCCGGUUCCUAUCGAGGCCAUGCAGGCUGUUGCAUAA